AACGAGGAGGAGCAGGGGAGAUCCCCCCCUCGAAAAAAUCCACAAUCAAGCUUCUGUCAGCCCUGGAACUGGUAUACUUAAUUAUAUCUCCCUUUAGUGUCAAUGGGAGGGUUUGGCAUUUAAAAAUGGAGCGGAAACCAUGUUCCCCACCCCAUCCUUCCACCCAGCAGAGCUUAGAAAGUGGUGGCUCCUUCACCCCAGAAUCCUAUCAUCACCAGGAUUAUUUUGCUUGUGAAGUUGGUAUGGGGCUGGCAUAUCAGACAGUAUGAUGCCCAGCUUUGCCAUGGAAUGUCUCCAUCCUUGUUUUCGCCCAGCCCUCUCGAUCUAGCAAUCAAGGACAGCUGGGGGGGGUUCUGAAAAAUUAUUGUUACUGUUUAUAGGUGAUGUCCCACAUGUUGUUGUUUUUAUUAAAAUACAAUUGUCCUGUUUCCCCAUCACUUUUUCAGAAUAUAUGACCGCACACAUAUUUAUUUUGGUUACAUCAAAGAAAUAAAAAGAAAGAGGGCAUCAUUUCUCUCCCAAGCUGUGUAGCAUGUUCCUUUUCAGGAUGGGAGGAAAAAUUUUACUUGACAGGGAGAUGUUUACAAGCUUGAAUGAUGCAGAGAUUUCAGUUCAUGCUGUAUUCCUAUAGGGUUCCAAAAUCCACCCCAAAUGAAAAAGGGUUUACAGAACAGAGACAAAUUAGAUGGGACUGUAUGGUAGGCCCUGAUCUAGUUCUCUGUCUGCAACGCCUAAUGAAAUUGGCCUUACAUUAUGACAUCAAAUGGUUUCCCACUCCAGAUGAUUGGCUGGCAGGGAAGAACAGAGCGUAGUGAUGUCAUAACAUGAAGUCACAUAUUGACCUCCACCAAAAGACUUUUUUUUAUUCCUUGCAGUGCGGGGGUUGGGUGGAGGGGGCUUCAACUCUUCCGUCAUGAUACUUGUAUUUGUGACUCCACCCAUCGGUGCAAUAUUCCUACAAGCAUAUAACACCUGUAGUGCUACUGUGCUAAUAUAGCACUUUUGUGUGGACACAAAACAUUGUGAUGCAAAGAACCUGGAAGCUGUGAGAGGAAAGAGUUUCAUUUGGCUGAGAAAGAUAUUAACUUUCCACCCACAUAAUAAAGAAUUGCGUUUUUCAGGGAGAAAUAAUGUGAAGACAGACCUAAAGGGGAACAGCGCCAGAAGCACCCAACCAUCUGAGCCACUUUCCAGGAGUUAAGUCCCCCACAAAAAAACACCUCAGAAGUUGAAGCAGAGGCAGGGGAGAGAAAGCCUUCAGCAUUAUAUUCUAGUUGAGCAGCAGAGCAUGAGUAACUAAUGGAGGCUUUUCGUGGUCUGGUGAGUUUAAGCUAUGAGCUGAAAGUUUAACUAUUAAUGAACUAAGGGUGUGUGUGUACAUACGUACAUCAAAAGAAAACUCAGCCACGUUUUUCCACUCAUGGGAUAAGGCUGGUUUACUCCCACCACUGCUAUCUUUUAGAUAGAUCCAUAUCUAACACAAAUUCCAACGUUGACUGGUGACCAAUUCCUCACCCUUCCUCCUCAGUACUGCAGAUAGGCUAUUUGGUAUUGUUGGUGUUGUUUUUUAAAACAUUGAUACAGCUAAAAAACUGUUCAAAAAAUCCCAAUCCACUGGACAAAAACUACAACACUGUCUGAAGUUUGUGGCAUUUGUGGCAUCACAGUCCUCAUCCGAUGAGCACAGUGCGCAGCCAAUGGCUGGAGGGAUGAGGCCAAUCAGUUUCCCCUGAACUCAGUUCUGAAUAGAAAUAGGAACAACUUGCCUGGAGGUGGGGGCGCUUUGUGGGGGGUGCAUUUCCAGAGCAGAUUGUGGUCUUUGCGCGUGUGUGUGUGUGUGUGUGUGCGUGCGCGCAAUCCUGGAACUGCUUCUGAUUCAAAGGUUUGUAAAAGCAAGCCGUCCAUUAGCAAAGGAAAAGGAGGGGAAGCAGGCAGACCAGACCAGGUCACUACAGCUGCCAAGGAACAAAGGAGAUCAACUGACCACAGCAGCCUCCGAAGGAGGUGGCUGGCCUGGGAGUUAGGAGGAGGCUGGCUCCAGCUUACUCAGUGUAAGCCUGGAUGUGGCGAUUAAAGCAUGUGAUGAAGUGGCAGCCAGACAAAGCGUGGAAACCUACUGCUGACAGGAAAUUCAGAUUCUUCUCAGCACAGAAGGCAUUUGAAUAGCAAUCGUAGGAGAAAGCUGGAGAGAAUCCAUUCUAGAGGCCAAAAAAGCAAAAACACAGG
Molecule: messenger RNA, 2226 nt
Organism: Podarcis lilfordi (Lilford's wall lizard)
Lineage: Eukaryota; Metazoa; Chordata; Lepidosauria; Squamata; Lacertidae
Source: the annotation of a GenBank genome assembly